Molecule: messenger RNA, 1975 nt
Organism: Hymenoscyphus albidus
Lineage: Eukaryota; Fungi; Ascomycota; Leotiomycetes; Helotiales; Helotiaceae
Source: the annotation of a GenBank genome assembly
AUGGAGAACAAAUCUGCUACCAACGCCCCGCUGCAUCAGCACACAGAUGGCGUCUUCGAUUCGAAAAUAAUGGACGAAUCAGACAAGGACCAUCUAGGCACAGCGUCAAACGAAGGUUCUCAAAUCAAACAAGAUGAUGAACCUUCUCCGCGUCAGAUUCAUGGAAUCAAGGUAUGCCACAUCUAGGCUCACUCAAUGUUCCCACAUACUAACAGCCUCAUAGUGGGCCAUUGCCUACACAUCUAUCCUUUCAUCAACCUUCCUCUUCGCCCUAGAUAACACUGUCAUGGCCGAUGUACAACCCUCUAUCCUCAACCGUUUCGGUGCCAUCGAACAGCUACCCUGGCUAGGUGUUGCCUUUGCACUAGGCGGAAUUUCCAUCCUGCCUUGGGGUAAAGCUUACGGAAUAUUCAACAUCAAAUGGCUGUACAUCUCAACCGUCUUGCUUUUCGAAAUCGGAAGCGCCCUGUGUGCUGCAGCACCCACGAUGAAUGCAUUGAUCGUUGGCCGGGUGAUCGGUGGUGUUGGUGGGGCAGGAAUGUAUUCUGGAACGCUAACUUAUAUCGCGGUUACCACUUCGAAGUUUGAGAGACCGAUUUAUAUGGCUGGUGUUGCUAUUGUCUGGGGUGCGGGAACGGUCUUGGGACCAGUUGUUGGAGGAGGCUUUGCGAACAGUGCUGCUACGUGGCGAUGGGUAUGUGGUAAUACCUUUACUUGCGAGUUAAUUGCUAAUAAUCUCAGGCUUUUUAUAUCAAUCUCGUUAUUGGCGCCAUUUUCGCUCCUGAUUACCUCUUCCUUCUUCCUAGCGUUGAUCUCAAACCAGACACUUCGCUUAUGAAUAAGUUGAAGAUGAUGGACUGGAUCUCUCUUGCCAUUUUCUUCGGCGGAACUACAUGCUUCACUAUGGCGGUUAAUUUUGGGGGUACAGUUUACGCUUGGAAUUCCGGAUCCGAAAUCGCAUUGUGGGUUAUGACAGGUGUCUUACUGAUUGCGAUUAUCGUCACGACAAUUUAUCACCCGGGCGUUACGAAGGAAAAUCGAAUGUAUCCGGCACAUUUCCUCAGACGUCAUGUUCUUGUAAAUCUACAACUACAACUUUUCCUUGUCUCAGGAGUCAUGCUUGUAAGUCUUCUCCCAAUUACAUCUACUGAUCUUAUCUUCUGACUUUGAGUUACCAGACGACUGCGUACUACAUUCCGUUAUAUUUCCAAUUUACCAAAGGCGAUAACGCUAUCCAAGCCGCCGUUCGACUUCUACCCUUCAUCUUCAUGAUCGUCACAUUCUCCAUUGUAAACGGAGUUCUAAUGCCAAAGUUCGGGUAUUACAUGCCUUGGUACGUAGGAGGAAGCGCCUUAGUUGUUAUUGGUGCGUCUCUGAUGUGUAAGUCUCCCCUCCAAAACUCAAAUGUAAAACUCCCUAAUGUUCCUCCAGAUACAAUUAACGCCGAUACCUCGGCAUCCAGGAUAUACGGCUACACAGUCCUCAUGGGCGUCGGGGCAGGAACCUUCCUCGCCUCCAGCUUUGCCGUCGUACAAGCCCUCGUCCCAGUACACGACCUCAGCAACGCCGUCGGAUUCAUGAGUGUCGCCCAAGAUCUGGGUAUCGUCGUAAUCCUCGCCAUCGCCGGGACGGUCUACCAAAACACUGCGAUCAAGAAUAUCACAAAAGCCAUUCCGGGCACGUCGAGAGACGACGUCUUCAAUAUCAUUGCUGGGACGAGCAGUCCUGCGUUUACCGCGCUGCCACUGGAUACGCAGACGGAGGUUGUUGCGCAGAUUGUUAAGGCUAUGAGUGGGGUGCGGGCGCUUUUGAUUGCGGGGAUGGCGUUGAGCUUUGUGUUGAGUUUGUUUUUGGGGGUGAGUUUUCUGGGUUGUGUGUGUAUUUGGAGUUUUUGCUAAUUUUAUUACAGAGAGAAAAGUUGUAUAUGGAAGGUGGAACUGCUCCGCCGGAGGCAUUGGACGGAGAGAAAGCAUAG